Messenger RNA from Brassica oleracea var. oleracea, 1298 nucleotides. Its product is annotated as protein CLP1 homolog. Gene Ontology annotation, molecular function: polynucleotide 5'-hydroxyl-kinase activity. Gene Ontology annotation, biological process: tRNA splicing, via endonucleolytic cleavage and ligation. Bases 1 to 1203 code for a protein of 400 amino acids. Gene Ontology annotation, cellular component: nucleus. NCBI's taxonomy places the organism in Eukaryota, Viridiplantae, Streptophyta, Magnoliopsida, Brassicales, Brassicaceae. The transcript has 3 exons. The record is from RefSeq and is a predicted model, not a curated record.
AUGUCUUACAAUGGUGCGUCGAUGAACCCACCCCCUACGAUCGUCGCGGUUUCCACGUCUAGCAAACAUGUGAAACUCGAGAGAGAAACCGAACUCAGGAUCGAAGUCUCCGACACGCCUCUCAAACUCCGUGUCGUGAACGGAACCGCCCAGACGGACGGUACAACCGAAACAGACUACACAGCAGACGAGACACCAAUGGUCAGCUACCUUAACGUGCAUGCAAUCCUAAAUGCAAGAAGACGUGUUGCCCAAGCUUCAGAGUCUACACAAGGACCUAGGGUUAUUGUAGUAGGUCCCGAGGAUUCCGGAAAGAGAACGUUGGCAAUGCUUAUCAACUGGGCAGCUAAAGAGGCGUGGAAGCCUACGUUCGUUGACUUUGACGUUACCCAAGGCUCGGUUUCAAUACCUGGCUCUGUCGCUGCUACACCUAUAGAGACGCCUCUUGAUCCUGUUGUAGGGUUUCCUCUAGAUAUGCCCUUAGUGUACUACUACGGUCACACUAAACCAGGUACCAACGUUGAACUCUACAAAGCUACGGUGAUGGAGCUUGGAAGAGUGCUGGAGAGACAAUUUCUUGGGAACUAUGAGUCUCGAGCUGCUGGUAUGGUGAUCAACACCAUGGGUGGUUACGAUGAGGUGCUUCUCCACGCGAUUGAAACAUUCAACGCCUCGGUUGUUCUUGUGUUGGGUCAGGAGAAGCUCUACAGCAAGCUUAAACAUGUGUUGAGUAGUAAGAGUAAUGUUGAUGUCGUGAAGCUUCAUAAAUCAGGUGGAGUUGUUGCUAAGAACAGUGAGUUCCGUAAAACAGCAAGGAGUUGUCGGAUUCAGGAAUACUUCUACGUUCUGUCCAAAGAACUAUCUCCGUAUGCUAAUACCUCUAGCAUCAGCGAUGUGAAAGUGUUCCGCAUUGGUGGUAGACCACAAGCUCCAAGAUCAGCUCUUCCAAUGGGGUCUGACCCGGUUUCUGAUCCGUUGAAGGUAACGCAUGUGAAUAUCGAUGACCGGGAUGUGCUGCAUUCUGUUCUGGCUGUCUCGUAUGCACAAGAACCAGACCGGAUCGUGUCAAGUAAUGUUUCCGGGUUUGUGUAUGUAACGGAGGUUGAUGUGCAAAGGAAGACGAUUACGUAUUUAGCACCGUCGCAAGGGACAUUACCCAGCAAGUUCUUGGUGGCUGGAUCUUUGUCUUGGAAGAAAAGAUAAGAUGAAGUUAAAUACGGUUUAAAUUCAAUUUUUGUAAUUGCUGCAAUAUAGUUUUAAAUCAACAAAAUCUUAAAUGAAAUAAUUGUUAUCAUCUC